AUGCCGCCAAAGAACAGUCGUAAUCAAGUUGGCCUUGGACGUGCUAUCAUCAACCGAAAGGUGAAAGAUGCUCGAGCAGCCCGAGAAGAUACAGACAAGUAUACUACAGACCUAGAUACAGGGUUGCAGUCUAUUACUCAAGAGCGGAACCUGGACGAAUUUUUAAAUACGGCGCAACUGGCGGGAACCGAAUUCACAGCAGAGCGUCAAAAUAUCACCAUAAUUCAGAAUUCCGCCGUUACCUCAGUAGGACAUAACCCCUACCUCCUAUCAUCUCAAGAGGAAAAAGAGACCCUGCGAAGACAUGCUCAGAACAAGGAUCGUCUCCGUGUGCCCCGAAGGCCUCCCUGGACCCGUGAUCUUACUACAUCCCAGCUUGAACGGCAAGAACGUGAGGCAUUCUUGGAGUGGAGAAGAAGUAUUGCCCAGUUGCAGGAAGCAGAGAACUUUCUUCUAACCCCAUUUGAGCGAAACAUUGCUGUGUGGAGACAAUUAUGGCGUGUUCUGGAGCGUGCGCACCUGGUCGUUCAGAUUGUAGACGCCCGAAAUCCCCUGCGCUUCCGAUGCGCUGAUUUGGAUUCAUAUGUGCACGACGUUGAGGGCCCUGAGGGCGAGGACUCGGGCCCCAAAGGCCUACGCAGAUGCUUGUUGCUUGUGAAUAAGGCAGACCUCCUGACCGCCGAUCAAAGGCGAGAGUGGGCAGACUACUUUGAGAAGGAAGGCAUACAGUUCGCCUUUUUUUCAGCAGCAAACGCCAAGGCAUUGCAAGAAGCCAAACGGCUUGCGGAAGAGGCUACUUUUGAUCAGCCGCAGCAAAAUGAAGAUAAUGAAAGCGAAGAUCAUUCGGAGAUAGAGUCGGAAGACGAGGUCGUCGAUGCUACUGGGGACCCCGCAGAGUCACACACGGAUGAGUCUACGGAAGAAACCGCCCCACAUGCAGACACAUCUGCUGAUAUUGAUCCUCACCACCUUCCUGUCGAUGCAAGCGAGACAGACGACCCCCGGACACGAGUUUUGUCAGUAUUGGAGUUGGAAGAGCUCUUCUUGAGUUCUGCGCCGGAUCUAUCCACAUUCGCCACAACAACAACCCCGGCCCCAUCUAAGCUUGUUGUAGGGUUGGUCGGAUACCCCAACGUUGGAAAAUCCAGCACAAUCAAUGCAUUACUCGGCGAGAAGAAGGUUUCAGUCUCGUCCACUCCUGGUAAAACGAAACAUUUCCAGACGAUCCAUUUAUCCCCGUCUAUUGUCUUGUGUGAUUGUCCUGGAUUAGUAUUCCCCCAGUUUGCGACCACAAAAGCUGCGCUUGUAUGCGAUGGCGUGUUACCAAUCGACCAGAUGAGGGAACAUAUCGGGCCAAUCGGCUUGGUUGUUCGGCGCAUUCCUCGGGGUAUCUUGGAAGGUACUUAUGGGUUGCGUAUACGACGGCGUGACGUCGAAGAUGGCGGGGAUGGCGAUGGCGAACAGGUCACAGCGGAGGAUCUCUUAGUGUCUUACGCGAUCGCUCGUGGAUUUGCUCGCGCCGGACAGGGUUUACCGGAUGAAGCUCGCGCUGCCCGGUACAUUCUCAAAGACUACGUUGCUGGAAAGCUCCUAUUUUGUCACCCACCCCCUGGUCUCGAUGAAGAUGCCUUCAAUGCACGUUCCCGUCAACUCGCCCUCGAGCGGUUAGCAGCCGCAGGAAAGAAAAUGGCCCCUGCGACACACAAGUACGCCCGGCGCAGGCUCGGUGCAGGAAAAGUUCUCGAUCGCGAGUUUUUCGAACAAGGGAGCGAACUGGCCGCAAACGCAUUUGUCAAGGGGGGCAAGGCGUUUAUACGCUCCACGGCCUACCCACAUCAAAAUUCGAUUGGUGAUGACGGAAGGAUGGUACGUGGAGGGAUAAAGGCAGACGAAGCUGCCGUUAAAGGCAAGAAACAUAACAAGGGCAACAAGAGGGCCAAGCAACGAAGUGGCAAGGGGUACGACUAG
Rhizoctonia solani is the source of this 1968-nucleotide messenger RNA. Its product is annotated as 50S ribosome-binding GTPase. Lineage: Eukaryota; Fungi; Basidiomycota; Agaricomycetes; Cantharellales; Ceratobasidiaceae. Gene Ontology annotation, molecular function: GTP binding; GTPase activity. The record is from RefSeq and is a predicted model, not a curated record. Gene Ontology annotation, biological process: ribosomal subunit export from nucleus. Gene Ontology annotation, cellular component: cytosol. Bases 1 to 1968 code for a protein of 655 amino acids. The transcript is spliced from 10 exons.